AUGUUCACCAAGCAGUCUCUCGUGACCCUCUUUGGCGGUCUGUCGCUUGCUCUGGCCCAGACUAACACUGAGAAAUAUCCUUCUGCGGCGGAGAUUGCAGCAGCCAAGGCCUCUGUGCUGCCCUAUUCACCUGUCUCGAAUGUCAAGGGCCUUUCGUUCAACCGUUUUGUGAACAUCUGGUUGGAGAACACCGACUACGAUGUGGCUGCUGGCAACAUCCAUCUGGCUGAGCUGGCUAAGAAGGGUGUUCUGCUCAGUAAUUUCUGGGCUAUCACCCACCCUUCGGAGCCCAACUACUGUGCCUCGGCCGCUGGUGACACCUUUGGUAUGGAUAACGAUGCCUUUCAACAUAUUCCCGCCAAUGUCUCUACCAUUGCAGACUUGUUCGAUACAAAGAACAUCGCCUGGGGAGAGUACCAGGAGGGUCUUCCCUACCCCGGCUACAAGGGUUACCGGUACCCGGAGAGUGGCGCCAACGUGUAUGUGCGCAAGCACAACCCCCUGGUGUUGUUUGAUUCUGUGACGGAGGACUCCCUCCGUCUGCGCCAGAUCAAGAACUUCACUACCUUCUACGAGGACCUGGAACACGAGCGUCUGCCGCAGUACAUGUUCAUCACCCCCAACAUGACCAACGACGGCCACGACUCCAACAUCGAGACCUCCGGUGCUUGGACCUACAACUUUCUCUCCAAGCUUCUGGAGAAUGAGUACUUUACCAAGGACACACUUGUCAUGCUGACCUUUGACGAGACCGGCACGUACAAGAUCGGCAACAACGUGUACACCUUCCUGGUUGGUGGAGCCGUGCCGGAGAACCUGCGCGGUACCACCGAUGAUACCUUCUACACGCACUACUCCGUCAUCGCCUCCAUGUCCGCCAACUGGGGUCUCCCUUCUCUGGGCCGCUGGGACUGCGGUGCCAAUCUGUUCAAGUGGGUAGCCGAGAAGACCGGUUACGUCAACUACGAAGUCGACACGACCAGCUUGUACAUGAACGAAACCCAUCCCGGCCCGCUCUCCGAGAACCACUACAGCACCUACGCAGCUGGCUGGCCUGUCAAGAAGACCUGGAAGGGAUUGACCGCGACCUUCAACUACACUGCGCCCUUCCCUUACGACUCCAAGAGCAGCAGCAACCUUGGUGUCUCGUACAGCCGCAAGCUGAAGAACGGCAAGGUUGAGUCCGGUGUUUCUGCAUGAUGUGUACGAUCUUCUUAUUUAU
This is a messenger RNA of Aspergillus homomorphus CBS 101889, 1222 nucleotides long. RefSeq names its product putative acid phosphatase. Lineage: Eukaryota; Fungi; Ascomycota; Eurotiomycetes; Eurotiales; Aspergillaceae. Gene Ontology annotation, biological process: phospholipid catabolic process. The transcript is spliced from 4 exons. The record is from RefSeq and is a predicted model, not a curated record. Bases 1 to 1200 code for a protein of 399 amino acids. Gene Ontology annotation, molecular function: hydrolase activity, acting on ester bonds.